UCCAUGUAAAAAAUGGAUGGAAAUCUAACCGCUACAUUUUUUAAUGUGUGAAUUAGCCAUUAGUUGCAAAUUAGUAGCAAAUAUAGAUAGUGAUUCAGCAUUAACAGCAGCAAACAUUAACUAAUAAGCUCAAGAUCGAUUUAUUUGCAUUUGCAUUUGUGUGUUGAUCGGGAAAUGUCAUCAGCCAGUAACCUGUAUACUGUAUAUGAAACGAAGAUAAAUUAAUGUAAACCACUUCAAGGCAAAUGCAAAGUAAUUAUACGAGCAUAAAUCAAAUAAUAAUUAAUUGAUGUAGUGUUCGUUCGAAAAGUCAUUGUAACACUGUAAUCCUAAUAUAAUACUGUAAUACUGUAUUGUUAUUAAUCAAAACGCAAAGUUGGAAUAUGUUUUGUCAGGGACGACUUACCGUACAUGUGUUUCCACUAUGGCGGCCCAUGUACGCAUGCGCAGUAUGGGGUGCUGGCGGAUUUAGUUCCGGUGCAAUUUUGGUUGCUACACUGCGAAAAUGGCGACUGCCAGAGGAAACGUGGAUGAAAUACGAAAUCGGGUUAUUUUAGGGGAAUUUGGCGUGAGAAAUGUUCAUACAACUGAUUUCCCUGGAAACUAUCCUGGCUAUGAUGACACCUGGGAUAUGCAGAAAUUUCAAAAGAGCUUCAGAAUUGAUGUUGUGCAGCUGAAUGAGAACUUUAUGGAGUUUGACAUGGUGGGGAUCGAUGCAGCCAUUGCCAAUGCCUUCCGGAGGAUCUUACUAGCAGAGGUUCCCACCAUGGCUAUUGAAAAGGUUUUCAUUUAUAACAACACGUCUAUCGUCCAAGAUGAGGUGCUGGCACAGAGAUUAGGCCUCAUCCCCAUCAAGGCUGACCCCUGCUUGUUUGAAUACAGAAGCACCGAUAAAGACUCUGCAGAGGAGGAAGAGUCAGAAAUAGACACAAUCAAACUACGCCUGAAGAUUAAAUGUAGCAGGAACCCCAGAGCAAGCAAGGAUUCUUCUGACCCAAAAGAACUCUAUCAAAACCACAUGGUUUAUUCCAGAGACAUAAAGUGGGUCCCCGUUGGUAACCAGGCUGAUGUGUUUGCCGACUCCAACAUUGGACCAGUACAUGAUGACAUCCUGAUAGCUCUGCUACGUCCAGGACAGGAACUCGAUAUCAUAAUGCACUGUGUGAAAGGGAUUGGAAAGGAUCAUGCCAAGUUCUCUCCGGUGGCCACCGCAAGUUACCGCCUCCUGCCAAAGAUCACCCUCCUGGAUACAGUGCAGGGAGAGAAGGCGGAACGGCUAAAACGCUGCUUUUCACAAGGAGUUAUAGGCCUGGAAGAUAUUAAUGGGGAAAAGGUUGCUAAAGUCGUCAACAGUCGCUUGGAUACAUGCAGCAGGGAAGUUCUACGUCAUGAUGAUUUAAAGGAUCUGGUGAAGCUCGGAAGAGUGCGAGACCAUUUCAUCUUUUCUGUGGAGUCGACAGGAAUCCUGACCCCAAACCUCCUUGUCAGAGAAGCUAUCAAAGUUCUUAUGGCCAAGUGUCGGCGAUUCCUAAGUGAACUGGACUCCACUGACAUGGAGUGAAGUGAAGAUCUACUACAAUGACAUGGUAUUCGUGGAGAUGUUAUUUUAAACUUGCUUUUGCAAUAAAGGUAAUUAGAAUGUG
This is a messenger RNA of Dunckerocampus dactyliophorus (ringed pipefish), 1643 nucleotides long. RefSeq names its product RNA polymerase I and III subunit C (gene polr1c). The record is from RefSeq and is a predicted model, not a curated record. Gene Ontology annotation, biological process: DNA-templated transcription. Gene Ontology annotation, molecular function: DNA binding; protein dimerization activity. Gene Ontology annotation, cellular component: RNA polymerase III complex; RNA polymerase I complex. Lineage: Eukaryota; Metazoa; Chordata; Actinopteri; Syngnathiformes; Syngnathidae. Bases 506 to 1561 code for a protein of 351 amino acids. The transcript has 9 exons.